AUGGAUGCGGGAGGGUGGCUGGGAGCCGAUAAGGGUUUAAACGUUGCGGUGAACAUACCGAAAUUUAAUCAACGCCGUUUAUGUAUGGUGAAAUAUCUUGGUGAAAUGUAUAAUUAUCGUGUCGUUGAUUCAAUGAUUAUAUUUCGCACAUUGUACUUAACAAUCACAUUUGGAGUUGUUUUUGACAAUACUACUAUAAGUGAAUUUGAUCCACCCGAUCAUUUGUUUCGUAUUCGACUUGUUUGUACAUUACUCGAAACAUGUGGACAAUAUUUUGAUCGGGGAACAAGCAAAAAGAAACUAGAUUGUUUUCUACUUUAUUUUCAGAGCUACUAUUAUUUCAAAAAAGAGUGUUCCCUUUGGAAUGCAUCCACCUAUCCGUUUCCAUUUGAUGUUGAACAUAUAUUUCGUGAUACACUGACUACAUUGAGACCAAAAUUCGUAUUAGCUGGAAGUUAUGCAAAAGCUUGUGAAGAAGUUGAAGCGAUGGAAAAAGAAUUUUUGGCAAUUUUAGCUCAAAAUGAAACAAAAACAUCAUCUAAUAUCGAUACGAAAGAUAAUCUGCCGCCAAUUACCGAAGAAGAGGAAUCAUCUGCGCCACCAAGAUCGACAUUACCAGAUGAAGAAGAAGACGAUGAAAAUGAUGAACGAACACCUCGUCGAAUGGAGGAUGAAUAUGAGGAAGAAGAAAAUGACGAUGAAGCCUUUAGUGUUCGUCGAUCGCGUUUUAGUGGUAGCGGAGAACGAACGAGUGGUGGCAGUGCUGGUGAUUUGGAAAACGAUCAAAUGAAUGCCGAUGAUGAACAAGAGGAUGAUGACGACGAUAAUAAUUCUUUACAAUUGAAAGCAAAGAAAAUUACAAGUGAAGAAGAUGAUGAUUUUGUCAAAGCUUUCGAUACACUUAUCGCUGAAUCGGUUGCUCAACGAACCACAGAAGUAACCAAAGUACCGGCACCCGAUAUUGCUAUACCCGUACACUUACGUAAAAAUAAAGUAUCAUCAACCAACGUAAAUGUGUCCAACAGUGAUGGCGACGAUGAAAACGAUCCGAUGGUCAAAAAUUCAACGACAACGAAUUUCGUUGUUAUGCUGAAAAAAAAUAAUAAACCGCAUUUCCAUGAUUUAGCUGUGCCAAACUCAUCGGAAAUGGCUCUACGUUUAAAAGCACGCGAAGAGGCUGAUCGUCAAGAGAAAGCUCGAUUAAAAAUUUUAACAUUGAAUAUGUCAACACGUAUGGAGCAAGAGGUUGAACAACAAGAACUAAUGGUCAAUGUAUUAAAUCGUACUCCAGCUAUGAUUAAUACAAAUCGAGAACGACGGCCACGUUAUGUUCAUCAGAAAGGUGCUCCAGAUGCUGAUCUUAUAUUUGGACCGAAAAUACAAACAAGCAGUGAAUUACGACAAAUGAUGAACGAAAAGAAAAUUUAA
Molecule: messenger RNA, 1428 nt
Organism: Didymodactylos carnosus
Lineage: Eukaryota; Metazoa; Rotifera; Eurotatoria; Philodinida; Philodinidae
Source: the annotation of a GenBank genome assembly